CUCUCUUUUUCUCCGUUCUUUCUGCAAUUUGACUCUCUCUCUCUCUCUCUCUCUCUCUGCAAAGACGCGUUUUUGAGUGGUGCGGUGUGGUGCGAGCUCUCUCUCUCCAUCUGGGUCGCGCUCUCUCUCUCUGGUGUGGAUUCGCUUCGCGGCAGCGGACUUCUCGAGGAUUCGAGCUUCGAUUUUCUGUUUCCAUCAUCGAACACAGCGAAGGAGGAAGAGAGAGAAAUUAGGGUUUCAGCGAAGAUGAUAGAGGUGGUGCUGAACGACCGGCUGGGGAAGAAGGUGAGGGUGAAGUGCAACGAGGACGACACCAUCGGCGACCUCAAGAAGCUGGUGGCCGCCCAGACCGGCACCCGCGCCGACAAGAUCCGAAUCCAGAAGUGGUACAACAUCUACAAGGACCACAUCACCCUCAAGGACUACGAGAUCCACGACGGCAUGGGCCUCGAGCUCUACUACAACUGAUUUCCCUUCCCCUUUCAUCAUCCUCCCCGUGUCCCUCUCUCCUACGGUCAAUAACUCACAUGGAAAUCCUUGGAACUAGGGGACCAGGGAUGUCUAAAAGCUGUAAUCCGGUUCCGUCUACUACAUUUGCAUGGACAGUAUAUCUUUACUGCCAUUGACUUUUCCACUUCUGUGACUGUGAAUGUGUGAAGUUGGGAGCAAACUCCUGUUAUUGGAAAGUUGAGAACCUAAUGGUGCUGCAGUGCAUAUAAAAAAAUUGUUCAACUACUACAUUCCAAGGCA
Molecule: messenger RNA, 750 nt
Organism: Eucalyptus grandis
Lineage: Eukaryota; Viridiplantae; Streptophyta; Magnoliopsida; Myrtales; Myrtaceae
Product: ubiquitin-like protein 5
Exons: 3
Coding region: 247-468 (73 amino acids)
Biological process (GO): mRNA splicing, via spliceosome; protein modification process
Cellular component (GO): nucleus; cytoplasm
Molecular function (GO): protein binding; protein tag activity
Source: RefSeq, a predicted model, not a curated record